CAGCUUACUGACCGACUUCUUUCAAAAGAGAAAAGGGGAAAUUUAGAACUAUGGAAGAAAUCGCUUCGAGCGUGAAAGACUUGGAGCUCGAGAAGGGGGGUGAGUAUCGCAGCUUCUUGCAUGGAGACACCGAGAAAGAUACCGUGUGGAGGCUCGGGGAAGCGCCAGAGUAUGAUCUUGUCAAUCGCACAUUCCGAUCCGGGCGAACCAAGGAUUGGAAGCCUGGGUCUCUGGAGGAGACAGUCCAGAAUCUAGUCAAGACAUGGGAGAUGGAGCUGACACACAAGACAAGAAUCAAGGAUUUCAAGAGCAUCGAUGCUGAAAAUUUCUCUUUCUCCGUCAAUGGAGGUAAAACCAUGACUGGCGAGGAGCUUCUUCGCGCUGGAAGCUACAAUGCGCUGCUCGCAAGCUUAGAACAUGGAGGAGCAAACAAUCCUCCGCUCUACAAAUCCUCGCAGGAGACUUUCGAAUCGUCUCACGAGAUAUUUCGUGGAGUUUUUCCCAAUGGAUUUGCGUGGGAAGUUCUUGAGGUCUUCUCCGGGCCUCCCACCGUCGCGUUCAAAUGGAGGCACUGGGGAAAAAUGGAAGGUAGUUUCAAAGAACACAAUCCCAAUGGCAAGACCGCGGAGAUGUUUGGAAUGGCAAUAGCAGAGGUGAACGAUCAGCUCAAGAUAGGAAGACUGGAGGUAUUCUAUGACCCUUCGCAGCUGCUGACGCAGCUUACCUGUCCGUACAAUCCCAAGAGGUGAAAAGCAAAGAGUGUUCCACUUUCACCUUGGUCAUACAAAUAACUAUGGAAAUUGUCGCGUGUAUGAAGUUUGAAUGGAAAGCUUUGCGUACGGUAUGAAAUCCGGCUCAAACAUUUAUGCAA
Molecule: messenger RNA, 871 nt
Organism: Selaginella moellendorffii
Lineage: Eukaryota; Viridiplantae; Streptophyta; Lycopodiopsida; Selaginellales; Selaginellaceae
Product: pathogen-related protein
Exons: 4
Coding region: 51-749 (232 amino acids)
Source: RefSeq, a predicted model, not a curated record